AUGACGUCUUCCGACGUGCGAGACGUCCUUAACCUCCCCGAUAGUCACGCGGCCCCCCGACCGGCGAAAAAACAAAAGACAUCCGGCCCGCGCCCGAACCUCAAGGGUCUCGCCCGCGAGGUCCAGAAUCUGGGCGGCGACAAUCCGAUCGCCAUCGUCCCUGAGGUCUCGAUCUUCAAAAAGCGGCGGUUUGCGAGCAGGAAGCCGGCGACGAAGUGGGAACUCAAGCCCUUCACCAACUCUGCACGGGGCGAUAGUGGCGCAUUGGUGCUUAAACACUGGAAGCGCAAGACACCAACGGCGACAGAGAAUGGGCAGCAAGGCGGCGACGCCGAGAUGAAGGAUGCAGAGGGGGAUCAGGCUCCGACGAGGCCUGAGAACUCAAUGUUUGCGAAAUUCAACGUGGAGGUGGAUGUGCCGCAGUACAGCGAAGACCAGUACCGGACGAACCUGCAGAACGACGACUGGAGCAAGGAGGAGACAGAUUAUCUGCUAGGGUUGGUGAAGGACUUUGACCUGCGGUGGCCGAUCAUAUGGGACCGAUAUGACUACUUGCCGGAGGCGAUCAACGGAGAGGCGUCGGCAGACGGGGACGAGAGUAAGGCCAUCAUCCCUGUGCCGAAACCAAGGACGAUGGAGGACCUCAAAGCGCGCUACUACGAUGUUGCGGCAAAGAUGAUGGCGGUUCAGAAGCCCGUUCAGUACAUGACACAACCCGAAUACACCCUCCACGAGCUCAUGGCCAACUUCAACGCCAACCAAGAGAAGCAGCGCAAGGACUUUGCCAACAACGCGCUGACCCGAAGCAAGGAGGAAGCCAAGGAGGAGGAAUCCUUACUGCUAGAGAUCAAGCGCAUUCUCGCACGUAGUGAUCGUUUCAACGAGGACCGCCGCGAGCUGUACAAUCGCCUGGACUACCCACACACCGACCAAGAUAUCAGCGCGUUCAAGUCCAGCGCUGGUUUGCAAACUCUACUGCAGAAUCUGAUGAACGCCGACAAGUCUAAAAAGCGAAAAUCGCUGAUGGCAGCAGACGGCGUCAGCCCCUCCGCGCCUGCGGGUCAACAGCCUGCGGCUGCAGCGGCGGCCGUGGCCGCGUCAUCGGACAACAACGCCAACCGCCGCGAGAGCAUCGCUGCUGCGGCGGCCGCCACGCCGGCGGAGAAAAUACACAAGGAACCUGCCAGCAGCGUCGCGCAGACACCGACGGCGCCGGCCGGCGGAAAGAAGGGCCAGCAGCAGCAGGAACGCCGCAAGCUCUCCGAGGCCGAGAUGCACGUCUACGGUGUCACGCACCACGACCGCCUGUCCAGCGGACCGACGUUCCGCUACGAAAAGAUUAACAAACUUUUUACGCACAAGUCGAACCAGCAGCAGCUGCGAAUCAUGAACACUCUCAACGAGCUAGACAUUCCGCCGCGGCUGGUCAUGCCCACGGCACCGGUUACAGCCCAAUACGAGCUCCUGCUUGGUGCCGUCAACAGUCUGCUCGAUGCUAGAAAGGUCACGGACAAGAUUGACGCCGAGAUCAAGCUCGAGCUGGCCAAGAAGGCGGAGCGGGAGAAGGCGAAUCAGCCAGAACCGGUCCCGGCUACUGAGAAGGAGGGCCAAGGCCAAGGCCAGUCAACGGAAGAGAAGAAGGACAAAGCCGCAGAGGGCAAGGGCGAGGCAAACGCAGAACCCUCCGCAGCCGCGGAGCCCGCCAAGGCUGACGUACCCAAAACAAACGGGGAAGCGGCCGGCGCGGAGGCGACUCCCGCUGCGGAAGGGGACAAGGCUGCUGCUUCUGCUGCUGCUGUGCCGGCCGCGACGGAAGAGGGGAAGGGUGACGCCGAGAAGGAAAAGUCGAUGGGGCGCCCGGGCAGUAGUGGGGCGUCACACAAACGGAGCGCGAGCGUCAUGAGCGCCGGAGGCGAGGAAAAGAACGCCAAGAGACAGAAGAAGUGA
Messenger RNA from Colletotrichum orchidophilum, 1947 nucleotides. RefSeq names its product SWR1-complex protein 4. Lineage: Eukaryota; Fungi; Ascomycota; Sordariomycetes; Glomerellales; Glomerellaceae. Gene Ontology annotation, biological process: chromatin remodeling; negative regulation of transcription by RNA polymerase II; DNA repair. The coding region runs from base 1 to 1947 and encodes 648 amino acids. The record is from RefSeq and is a predicted model, not a curated record. The transcript has a single exon. Gene Ontology annotation, cellular component: Swr1 complex; NuA4 histone acetyltransferase complex. Gene Ontology annotation, molecular function: transcription corepressor activity.